Sphaerodactylus townsendi is the source of this 3673-nucleotide messenger RNA. RefSeq names its product solute carrier family 22 member 5-like. The record is from RefSeq and is a predicted model, not a curated record. Gene Ontology annotation, molecular function: transmembrane transporter activity. Gene Ontology annotation, biological process: transmembrane transport. NCBI's taxonomy places the organism in Eukaryota, Metazoa, Chordata, Lepidosauria, Squamata, Sphaerodactylidae. Gene Ontology annotation, cellular component: membrane. The transcript has 10 exons. The coding region runs from base 146 to 1819 and encodes 557 amino acids.
CACGGCCAGAAGAGGCGGCCGCAUAGAGUCGCAGGAGGAGCAGUCGCUGCUCAGUCAGUCAGUCAGUCACUCACUCGCACCAGCCGGGCCCGCGUUCCAUUCGCCCGCUGGCCACCUCCUCCUGCUCGCGCUGCACCCACCCACUAUGUACGAUUAUGAGCAGAUGACCGCCUUCCUGGGCGAGUGGGGACCCUUCCAGCGCCUCAUCUUUUUCCUGCUCAGCGCCAGCAUCAUCCCCAACGGCUUCAGUGGGCUCUCCGCCAUUUUCCUAGCCGACACACCCGAGCACUGGUGCCGGGUGCCCGCCAGCGCCAACUUGAGCAGUGAGUGGCUCAACUUCAGCAUCCCCCUAGAAAAGCGCGGCGGGCGGCAGGUGCCCAGCCAGUGCCGCCGCUAUCGCCUCGAGGCCCUGGUCAACUUCUCCGCCCUGAAGCUCCAGCCUGGCCGCGACGUCAACCUCAGCCAGGUGGAGCAAGAAAAGUGCCUGGACGGCUGGGAGUACAGCCGCGACCCCUACCUCUCCACCAUCGUCACCGAGUGGAACCUUGUAUGUGACAAUGACUGGAAAACACCUUUAACUACCUCUUUGUUUUUUGUGGGAGUCUUGAUUGGAUCUUUUAUAUCUGGACUACUCUCAGACAGGUUUGGUAGGAAGAAUGUGUUGUUUGCAACAAUGGGAGUCCAGACUAGCUUUAGCUUCUUCCAGGUCUUCUCAACAAGCUGGGAAAUGUUUUCCGUGCUCUUUCUUAUUGUUGGAAUGGGACAGAUCUCUAACUACGUGGCUGCAUUUGUGCUUGGCUCAGAAAUUCUUGGCAAAUCAGUUCGUGUUAUAUAUUGCACUUUAGGUGUUUGCAUAUUUUAUGCAUUUGGCUACAUGUUGCUGCCAUUGUGUGCUUACUUCAUCAGAGAUUGGCGGACUCUGCUUCUGACACUUACUUUACCAGGGUUGCUGUAUAUUCCACUGUGGUGGUUUAUUCCUGAAUCCCCUCGGUGGCUGCUCUCUCAAGGAAAGAUUCAGGAGGCAGAAGCCAUCAUUCAGAAGGCUGCAAAACAGAACGGUGUUCAAGCCCCAGAUGUCAUAUUUGAAACUGUUGAGCUGCAAGAUUCGAAUUCCCAGAACCAACAGUCAUAUAGUGUUUUGGACCUAGUGAAGACCCAAAAUAUCAGAUGUUUAACCCUUAUGUUUGUGAUCCUAUGGAUGGUCAUUGCUAUCGGCUACUUUGGUCUUUCUUUGGAUACUCCUAACUUGCAUGGAGACAUCUACCUCAAUUGCUUCCUCUCAGCAGUAAUUGAAGUACCAGCGUAUACAAUAUCUUGGCUGCUUCUCCAACAUCUGCCCCGGCGGUAUUCAAUGUCAGGAGUCUUGUUCGUUGGAGGAUGUGUUCUUCUCUCCAUUCAGCUAGUGCCUGCAGAUCUCCUUGCGCUAUCAAUUACGCUGGUGAUGGUUGGAAAGUUUGGGAUCACAGCUGCCUUCUCAAUAGUUUACGUCUACACUGCUGAGCUAUACCCAACAGUUGUGAGGAACAUGGGAGUGGGUGCCAGUUCAAUGGCCUCCAGACUUGGAAGCAUCCUCUCACCUUACUUUGUAUAUCUUGGUGCCUAUGAUCGGUAUCUUCCUUACAUCUUAAUGGGAAGUUUAACAGUCUUAACCGGAAUCCUGACUCUGUUUUUCCCAGAAAGUUAUGGCACACCACUGCCAGAGACAAUUGAGCAGAUGCUUCGGGUUAAAAAAAUUAAAUAUAGAACUACAUCCCAACCCAUAAGGAGGACAGAGAAUGGAGAAGAAAAUUCAGUAAUUCUGAAAACCACAUCUUUCUGACAGAGCUACACUGAAUAACACCAAAAUAUUUCCUUUAAUUUUCCUCUGGAAAGGACUAAUUGAUAUACCUUGCCCUGUAAUUAUGAACUUAUUUAUUGAAAUACUUCAGAACAUUCGUUUUUGUGAAUGUAGAUACUGUAUAUCACAUUGUCGGAUCUCCAACAGCAGCUGCACAAAUUAGAUGGAACUAUAUAGGGGGACAAACUAUCUGUUUGCCCACAGAAGCUUUUGACACCUACGUUUUUUGUAAGAUGCUUGAACAUGCAGAUCAGUAGAGUAACUUUAUUCUCUUGUGCAUGUAUGCAAAAGGCGAAGUGUGUUCAGAGUUUAAAUAUUGUCACAGAUCACCUGACCAAAAGCACUGAACUCAGAUUUUGGUAGUUGUUGCUAUGAAAACUUUAAACAUGCAAUAAUGUGAAAACAGCAAGAUUAUUCUAAGCUAUGAAAUGGAUUAUUACACACAUGGGCUUUUUGCAGAAUGCAGGUUUUAGAAGAAAUUGUGCUGAUUUUUUUUCAAUCAACAUUUGACACAGUACAGAGAUAGUGACAGUCUAGUUUUGUUUGCAAAACUAUUUUACUUCUUUCAGAUGUAAUUCUAAAUAUAAAUACUGGAUGCAGCUGUUUACAUCUGAAAAUGAUGUUUUGCCUAUUCUAGGUCUAUAUUUAUUUUUUAAAAGAAUAAAAUUAGGUUGUAUCUGUAAGUUUUCUCUUUCCUCUCCAUGUUCCAUAAAUUAAUUUUUCCCAGGUUGCAUGUAAUUCUGUAAAGCCACAGAAGUUAACACAUGCCUGUUUAUCCAAACCUGUUAAUCCAUUCCCUUCUCUCCCCAUAUAGAAUUACAUACUGUGUAUGCAGUUCUGUUAAAUUUCAAUUGCUUUUGUAUAUAUUGUUUACUUCCACUCAGUGCCUGAAGUCCCUAACUGCUGCCUUUUAACUAUAUGUACUGUACAGUGUUGUAAACGAGUAUCAUGAAAUUAUAAGAACAAGUCUCGUGCCUACGUAAUUGUGUUCAGUCAACCAGAAAACUUUGUCCAUUGACCUUGGUUGCAUUUUUUAAAUUCCCUUAAAACCAAAACUCCAAUUAUAGAGUAAUUCUGCAAAUCUCCCUCCAUAUUUCCUACAAAUUUUUAAAUUUUGCUGUUCUCCUUGGGCAGCUCCAGCACCACAUUAUAGCAAUAGCUUCUUUUUCAAGAUCAUGAAGUUUCAGCAAAGGUUUGCAAUUAAAUAUCUGGGAUUAUUUUUAGAAGAGAGAAAAAAAAGACUACCUUGCUCUGAAGAGGCCUACAAAGCUUUUUUGUGUUUUUUUGUACCUACAAAACUUUUUUAUUGUUUUGGCCUUUGUCUAUCAGAGAUGUAUUUUCAUCAAGUAUAAAUUAAUAUUCAAAUAUUCAGUCCUGUUUUGGAAACAAUUGUUCCCAGACAUGUUCAUUGAAAUAUGAUAUUAAUUCAAAAUAUUUUUUUAAAAAAAUUAAAAAUCAGAUAUAGUAUAGUCUUUAGAAUACUGAUUUCAGUGUAAAUUAUGUACAAAGUAACGUGUUUUGGGCCACUUUUGCAUUAUUUUUCAAACACUCCAGCUUUCUUGUAUUUCACUUUGUACAAGAAUACUUCUCAUGUUCCAUAAACAUAUGGGGGGGGAGGGGGGGUUAGUCUUAAACUCUGUGCACAUAGACUUUUUCCAGCAUCCAAUAUACAUAUCCAUGAAAGACUUGCCAAAAUAAACAUUCUUUACUACUAUUACUAAUAAUAACAACAACAACAACAACACUGCAAGUAAAGCAAACAGUGGAGGAGGAGAAACAUGCACUGGCUGAUUAUGUGAAUGAAAAUCAAGAACAGGCAUUGAUUGAAGUGAAGAA